GGGAACCAGGCUUAGUAGAGUUGGGGAAGCAAUCCGAAGCUGCUGCAUUUGGGAAAAAAAGGGGAGUCCGAAAAAGGUGUUCUGUCGAAGGAAGAAGAAGAAAGAAUGAAAGCAUCUACAGCUGGGUACCUUGCUGGUACAAGCGUUUUGAUUGGUUUAGUGUAUUUACUAUACAAGAAUCAGACACAGCCUCUGACGGAGGAACAUGUCUCCUACCGUUCUCAAGGCAUGACUAAAGAUGUUGUUUUGGAAGGAGCAUUUUCACAAGAACGGAAGAGUGUUGUACAUUCCCAGGACUUUAAUCCUAUGAUGAUUCCAAUCAAAAGAAAUAGCUCGUUUGAUUAUAAGGAAGCUAUGAAAAAAUUAAAUGAAGAAAAAGUUGACCAGGAUGAUCCACGCUUGAUUAAAUUAAUCAGAGACUACUACAUUGAUCCACCAUCGAAAGAGGCAUAUAACCUUCUGAAUCCAGAGAGACUAGAAUACUCCAAUGGACAGACCCCGUUUAUUGAUAGCAGGCUGAAUUACAUUGAAGGCGGAUUUUAUGUUGAAUGUGGAGCGUUGAAUGGAGAGAAAGGUUCUAAUACGCUGUUCUUUGAGAAAGUGCGGAAAUGGAAUGGUUUACUAGUGGAAGCUGAUCCAGACAACUAUAAAGUUCUGAAAACAAAGAACCGAAAGGCUUUUACAAUGCACGCUUGCCUUAAUCCACAGCCAUACCCUGCUCUGAUGACAUUCAACAAAGCAUUCAAUCGAGGUCGAGUUGUCCACAACCAAGAGGCUAAAGACUGGAUAAAAAAACAAUAUAUUGCCAAAGAUGAGGUACAGGUACAGUGUUUCCCACUUUAUUCCAUUCUGUUGGCCUUAAAUCAAUUAACGGUGGAUUUCUUUAGCCUGGAUGUGGAAGGUGAUGAAUUAAAUGUUUUGAAGACAAUUCCGUGGAACAAAGUGAAUAUAAAAAUGUUAACAGUAGAAUAUGUGCACGAGGUAGGUUCCUCCAGUGGCUUGAAAAGUUAUGUGGAACAACAAGGUUAUGAUUCGUUGUUGCAAGUUUCCAGGUGGGAUGGAGGUGUAAAUGAUAUAAUCUUCAGAAAGAAAGGGCUGACACAUUAGAACUGUAACUGACAGUCUUGAUAAUAAAAUGAUUUCAGUAUGUGUUUACCAUAAAAUGUUACUUAGUGCCAGGUCAGUGAAGUUAUUCGUAAGACUUUUUACUGGUAAUAGGCUUGUGUGAGAAAGCAUUUAAAUGUUUCAUUAUAACAGGACACACAUUAUACAAAUGAUCAUUUAUCUUUCCAUAAUUUAAAAUGAUUAAUGCUUAAUCAUUUGCACAUGUUUGUUAAAAGGGGUGUUUACCAGAAAGAUACUGAAUGAAUGGCGAACAGUGCAGAUCAUGAUUAAACUGCACGGAUGUGCAGGCUGAUCAUUAUCUACACUGUUUGCAAACUUUAAGGCAUAAUCAGUCAUGUCCAUUAUGAUAAAGGUUAAAAGACUUAUAAUGACCUGUAACUGCCACAUUUUUUGUUACAAAUAAGAAAAACUUUUAAUUUUUUGUUAACUUACUUUGGAUCAUUGUUUUCUCAAUAAUUUAUCAAAUGUAUGAAUAUUUGAUUCAGUAGAUAGCAGGAAGUAUUAUACAAUCUACUGGUUUUGUUUACCCCACUUUAUGAUGCAGUUCAUAUAAGAUCAUGUGCAAUAUUGAAAGUAGUGCUUUUCUAACCUUGUCAUUAGGCAUACUGUCUACAUGAACAGCAGAUUUAUUUGUUUUAACAUUAAAAGCCUUAUGGGACUUCCUUCCAUGUUAGAUUUUCACAGGAGGCAUUCUUUAAAGUUUUUAUUUUCCUGUCUUGUUGUCCAACUAAUAUAAGAGUUAUUUUAGCAAUAGGUUUAAUAAAGAAGUGAUAGGAACAUAAGAACUAUUGUUCUAUAUAAUGUCAAAGAUUUACAUUGAUAUGAAAUGUUGCAAAAAUGUGAUUGACCAUCUUUAAAGGCACUGGCCUCCAGAUUUUGGCUAGAUAAUUAUUUUUCUUUCAUAUUGAAGUUUGGUCAUAUGAACAUUAGAAUAUGAGUUUUUGUUUCUAAACUAUUAAAAAUGCCAAAUCAAGAAAAAAAAAGAUGACCGCGUCGGGAAUCAAACCCGGACCGCCGCGGCAAUAAAGGAGUUUUCUGCUGCCACUACCAAUAGCGCUAUGGAGGAUUUAGUGCUCAAUGCGCGUUAAAUAUACAUAUUUAUAAUCGAGGCAGUUAACCUCGAAUAAAGCGUUACAAAAUUUAAGUAAAAACAACUAAUUCUCGUGUGUUUCCGUAACAUAUAUUUUGUCAGUAAUUAAGUUUCAAAGCAUUCUUAAGAAAUAUAGCAUUAACUUCCAGAUAUCUAGCAGAAAAUCUUUUUUUGUUGUCGAAUGAUCUGGAAGCCAGGGCCUUUAACUGCACAAAGUAUUUAACAGCGAAUUGUUUUGAAGUCAGGUAAACAUAUGUGAUGUUUUUGUGCCCUCACCACUAAAAAUUAGGAUGGUGGGGGAGAUCAUAUACAUGUAGUGUUACCCCGUAUAUGUGACCCAUGCAAAAUCCAUUUGUCUGAUCUAAAGCUGUGGUAUAAAUGGAUGGACAUUGAGUGUACCUUGGCACAAACAUUUACCAUAACAAGGGAAUAUAAAAGUUAAAUCAUUUUAAGGUGAAAUCAAUAUUUAUGGUAAUUUUUCUUUUUCAUUCUAUAAGUUCAGUAUAUGUGUUCUGUUGUCAGUGGUAGCACAUCACAUACUGGGGGCAUCCGUGUCCUGUGGACACAUUUUAAGAUUCAUAGUGAAACACUCGCAGCAGUAUUUGUCAGUUUUAUUUAGAAUGGUAUAUACUUAGAAGUCAUACCAAUAUUUGCCUUUUUCAAGUUGUGUUCUAAGGGUUGUUGGUGGGGAAGUGCUUUUGUUUUUUUUGUGCAAAAUACCACAUUAUUCUAAUACUCAUAUUAGUAAGAUGGAGAGAGUAGUCUGUUAGAAAUUUGUACUAAAAGCUGAUAAUUCAACAUUCCUUAAUAUAAAUGACAGUAAUUAUGCUAUGUUUUAUUGUGAAUAUCUUAGCUUAUCAGUCUGCUUAUUGUUUACAUUUAUGCAUUUAUACAAAGUUGCAUUUUUAGGCCCCCAAAUGGAGGAACAUAGUAAUUUCACUGGAUGUCUCUGUACAUGAGUUCUUCUGUCUGCCUGAAACAUUUUAUGUCACAAAUAAAUUUUAACUGAUACUUGGAGUUUCAGGGAAAUGUUCAGUAAAAUUUGAUGAGGUUUGUAGGCAUAAGAGUCAGGUUAGUACCUUCAAGGUCAAAAUUAUAGGCAAGGACCCUUAUCUUAAAUAGGUUAGUACCUUGAAAGUCAAGGUUACAGGCAAGGAGUAACCUUAAACAGGUUGGUACCUUCAAGGUCAAAGUCACAGGCAAUAAACCUAACCCUAAACAGAUGGUACUUUCAAGGUCAAAGACGCAGGCAAUGAACCUAACCCUGAACAGUUGGUACUUUCAAGGUCAAAUUCACAGGCAAGGAUGCUAGAUACAUUAAAGGUCAACCUCUAAGGCAUGGGCCCUAAGUAUAUACAGUUGGAACCUUCAAGGUCAAAGUCACAGGCAAUGAACCUGUCCGUAAAUAGUAGGUACCUUCAAAGUCAAUAUCACAGACAAGGAUCUAACCAUAUACAGAUGAUACCUUCAAGGUCAAAGUCACAGGCAAGAACCUAACCCUAAACAGUUGGUACUUUCAAAGUCAAUAUCACAGACAAGGACCUAACCAUAUACAGAUGAUACCUUCAAGGUCAAAGUCACAGGCAAGAACCUAACCCUAAACAGUUGGUACUUUCAAAGUCAAUAUCACAGACAAGGACCUAACCAUAUACAGAUGAUACCUUCAAGGUCUUGGUCACAGGCAAGAACCUAACCCUAAACAGUUUGCAUCUUCAAAGUCAAUAUCACAGACAAGGACCUAACCAUAUACAGAUGAUACCUUCAAAGUCUUGGUCACAGGCAAUGAACCUAACCCUAUACCUUACUAAAAUCCUUGCCUUAACUCAUAGACAAGAACACUCUGCUUGAGGGGUCUUUGUCACUUUCCAUUUAUUGAUUUUGUCUAAUGUAGUGUUAUUGUAGAAAUUAUUUGUGAAUAUGAAAUUUAUAUAUCGGAUGUAGAUAGUAGUCCCUUAAACUAUAAUAUUUUCAGUUGAUACAUGUGUGUAUAUCAUUUAGAAUAUUUGAAUAUGCAAUUUCUUUUAACUGAUUUGAUUCAUAUUAUUUUUUGAUGGAUUCUGUACUGAAAUUACUGACAAAAUGAUUGAUCUUUUUUUUUUAUUCACAUUCUUCGCAAAUAACAAUUUCAGCAUAAUUGUUCUUAUAUUGUACUAGUUUCUGAGAAUUGUUUUUAUUUGGUGCUUGUUUGAUAAUUUUGAAAUUUAGACAUGGUUAUAUUUGAAUAUGCAAUUUCUUUUAACUGAUUUGACUCAUAUUUUUUUUUUUUUUAUGGUUUCUAUACUGAAAUUACUUAUAAAAUAAUUGAUCUUUCUUUUAUUUUUGCACAUUUUUUUGCAAAUAACAACUUCACAGCAUAAUUGUUUUACAUUGUACUAGUGUCUGAGUGUCUGAGCAUUGUUUUUAUUUGGUGCUUGUUUUGUAAACUUGAUUUGAUAAAAUUUGGACAUGAUUGUGAUUGGCUAAAUUUACCACACUUCUCAGACACUGAGCUACAAAAAUUGGAAGAGAUAUUAUAGUUUAGUGUAAAAAUAUGUUGAUUGGCAAAUAUAACAAAAGCCAAAAUAGAAUCCACAUGUUUUAUUAUAAUCAGAGGGUGGAGGAGUAAAGUGAGCAUUGUCAAAAAAUCUCAAAGUACAUUCGUGUAAACUCUUUUUAUAUUGUUUUCAGUAUUUAAUUUUGUUGUUAAUGUUUCCUCAGUAUUAAAAUUAUUUUUUAGCCUCAACGUUUUGUUACUGUAACUAGUCAGUUGUGCAUUUUUAUUUUGAAACUUCUUGUCAGUAUUGUGUUAGUAUAUAUUUAUACAAAUUUGUUGUAAUCUGAAUUUGUUUUGUGAGCUUCAUUAGUAUUCUUUGUGUUCUUAUCCAGUUUAUAGAUUUUGCUUUUUUAGGUAGUGUUUUUCCAAUUUGUUUACAACUGAACAAACUUCAGACAUUAUUGAAAUAAUUAAUGGUCAGUACUAACGCCAAAAGAACAAUAUGUUAUUUUUUUUCAGCAGGUGCUAAAUGUAAAAAUGUGCAAUAUGAUGAAAUAUACUUUAAAGGGGCUCACCAUCCAUUCUAUAUUAUUCUUUUAUGUUAGAUUUAGUUUGUACUAAAUUGUAAAGAAAAAGCAAAAAUAGUUUAUUGAGUUCUACGCAAUAUUAGUUUGUUUUUGUAACCUGUAGAAUAUAUUAUAGAAUAGUUCUUUUAGUAUCACAGUAAAAUUUUUAUUUGAGUAGAAUUUGUUGUUAAAAAAAUCAACCUGAAUAAUACUGAUUUAGAAUUUUUUAUACUUUGUACAUGAUUUGUCCCAAAAUUAUAAAGCUGAUUUUAGAGGUUUGAGUCUACAAAUGCAACCCUGCCAAUGGCCAGUUUCAAAAUUAUGGUCAAAAACAAGGAAUUGGGUGCAAAAGUUUUGAGACUGACUCUGGUUAAAUGCAAAUUCAUGUAUGUGACCAUGAUCUCAUUCUGAGUAUUUUUUAGUGUUUCACUCAAAAUUCUUUCAUGUUAUGAUUUUAUAGUUAUCAACAUGUAGGUCCAGUAUUAAAAUAAUAAAUAUAAUAUAAUUAAAAAAAUUCAACCACAACAAUUUCACAUGACUUGCUUGAGAGACCAUGUCUGUUAAGAGACAAUUUUUGUUGAGCUCGUUUAUGGAAGUGAAGACAUAGUCGUCCAAAUGGGUGUGUGCGUGCAGCGUGCGUCCGUCUAUGUGUCAGUCCGUCCGGAUUUAUUUGUCCGGACCGUAACUUUGACAUGCAUGGAGCAAUCUUCUUUUAUAUUUGGCAUGGAAGUUAACCUCAGUGAGACUGAGUAUCAUCUGCAAACCCCAGGUUCCUACCUCUAAGGUCAAGGACACAUUUAGAGGUCAAAGGUCAUGUCAGAUUUUACAUGGUGCCCUUGGGCAUCUAGUUUCAAUUCCCAUUUGUGUUAACACAAAACAAAUUAUGUCGUCUUAAAAGACCAGUUGUGUUAAGAGACCAUUGUUUGUCCUUCCCUUAGGUGGUAUCUUAAUGCCAGUUGUACUGUACUUUUGUGAUUCUAGAAUGCUGUGUGCAGAAUUUUGAAUAGUGACGAUCCUGUACAAGUAUGAAAUUGCAGUCACUUAUAAAUUAUCUAUAGAUAGCUGAAAUACCAGGCAGAUAAAUCAAAAAAAUUAUUUGGUACAUAAGCUGGUUUUAUAUGUAAUUUUGUAUAGCAUUUUUGCUUUUUAGGUUGACUUUUUUCGAAGAAUAGAUAGAGCUAUGUUACUCACCCAUUUGUCGGCAUCACAGUUUGGUUAAGUUUUUGUAUGUAAGCUGGUAUCUCGCAAAGAACUGUUGGGAAUGGAUUGAAACUACACACACACUUAUUCACUGUACUGCACCUACAUUCGCUGCUCAGUUCUCAUUGCUCUGUUUUGCUUUUUGUAAGCCCGUUUGAAAAAAGUGGGAUGUAUUGUGUUUUUGCCCUUGCGGUUGGACAGAAAAAUGGGAAUCCUUUCAAUUUCUUGAGUAUUUUAAAUCAGAACUGAACCAAACUUAUAUGAAGUGCGUAUCUCUAUAACAUCUUGGCCAAGUUUGAUAACCAGCCAGUUUGAAUCGGUAUCUCCUGAGUUAUGGCCCUUGAAUUAGUCAAAACUGCCAAAAUUGACAGUGUCUGCAUGAUAACUUUUACAAAAAUUUUGGCCAUAGGAAAAACUAGACCAUUUUUCUGUAUUUUGAUCUAUUCUUUAUAAUUUUAUAAUUAGCGGAAGGGAAAAAUGGAGGCCAUUUUUUGUGGUACAACAUAGAUGUUACUUCCAAGUUUGAGGUGUAAUUUAACAUAUCUCUACCUGGUAAUGAUUUUUUGUGGACUUAUAAAACGCUUAUUUUUCAAACUUUUUAACCUGGUUGUUGGAAUUGGAUAUGCCAUUGUUUGGGCUGUGGGUCUACCAAACUUGUACAGAAUAUGUUUUGCGUUUUAAAUAUAACAUAAACAUCAAGUUUGAUAAGUAGUUACUUUAGGCCAGUGUCUUUACAGUUAUGGCUCUUGAGUUAUUGAAAAUUGCCAAAGUUUGAAUCAUAUAAUAAGAAUUUAUUUCUAAAUCUAUCAUUUUGAAAUGAUGCUCUGAGAAUUACAACACAACCACAGAAGUAAAAUUCCAUUUGCAAAUACAGGUACUACUAUGACGUUAUUUGCUAUGACGGGCAUCCAUUGUGACAUUCUGGCACUCUUGUUUACAAAAUUACGGCAUUUAUAUUGCUCUUUAUCAACUUUGCAAUUUUGGUUAAGUUUUGUUUGAAAGCUGGUAUCUCAAUACCCACAAAUAGGAAUUUAUUGAAACUUCACAAGCUUGUUCACUAUGAUGAUAUUUAAUAUUUGGACGUUCAACAUGUCCUAAACACAGUGUCAAGUUUAAUGGAAUGACAGCUGUUUGCAUAGCAAAAAUUUCAGCCUUGUUUUAUUGAAGUGCAAUGUAGGAAAAGUCCCAAACACGUGAUAUAUUUGUUCACCAAUCAUUUCCCCGAAGCAUUACACAGUCUCUUCUAGCAUAAUUAAUGAAAUAUUAUGUACAAUGCAACUCCAAAAAAUAUACAGAAUUAAUUAUACAUGCUUAGACGAAUACAAAUACGUUAAACCUAUGGCACUAGUAAAACAAACCUGCGGUCAUUAUUUGAUGCAAAGGUACCACGAAUGCAUAUUGACUGGCCUUUGAAACUGCUUUGAUAUUAACUUGUAACUAUAUGAAAGAACUUUUAAUUAGAUUACCACAGAUAAAUGCUGGUAACAGCUAUCGACUAUAUAUACACACAACAUAGACAAUACAUACCGUAACGGGACGCAUUGUUUAUAAAAUCUGACCAUGAGAAUAUUUAUGCCCCCAGCAUCUACUGAUGCGGGAGGCAUAUAGUGAUUGUCCUGUCCGUCCGUUCAUUCGUCCGUCCGUCAGUACGAGGUUAACCAAAUAGGACCGUUUCGUCUAGCAUCAAUACCCCUUACUAGAAUGACUUGAUACUAAUGCAGAUGUAUCCUGUGACCAUUCCUCAUCUUCAGACAUCACCUGACCUCAGUUUGACCUUGACCUUGACCUCAUUUUGGACUUAGGUUGCUUUAUAUGGGCCAUCUCUUGGUUAACCAAAUAGGACCAUUUCGUCUAGCAUCAGUACCCCUUACUAGAAUGAUUUGAUACUAAUGCAGAUGUAACCUGUGACCAUUCCUCAUCUUCAGACAUCACCUGACCUCAAUUUGACCAUGACCACAUUUUGGACUUAGGUUGCUUUGUAUGGGCCAUCUCUUGGUUAACCAAAUGGGACCGUUUCGUCUAGCAUCAAUACCCCUUACUAGAAUGACUUGAUACUAAUGCAGAUGUAACCUGUGACCAUUCCUCAUCUUCAAACAUCACCUGACCUCAGUUUAACCUUGACCUCGACCUCGUUUUGGACUUAGGUGCAAAAUCUAUCGACAAGGAUGCCACUAGGGGCAUCAAGCGUUUAUUGAACGCAGCUCCUUGUUUCUGUCUAAAUUCAUUCUUUAUAAUAAAGAAGAUUUGACAAUUCCUUGUUUUGGUGCGAAAGUGAAUGGAUGUAAAUUUCAGUUUCAAAGCAUGGACAGAUUUUCGGUGCUUUCAGUAAGACAGUAUGUUCAAUUGAUGUGUAAAAUAGGUUUCUUUGUCCAUUGUUGGUACUUAGCUUUCGCCUUUUAGUAACUUCCAUCAUGAACUUGUAAAACCUUCCGCAAGAUAUUUCGUGGAAAGCUGUACCAGGAAAUUUAGAACUUCCAUAAAACUUCAAGACUAUAUGAAAUUUCGAAAUCGUAAAAUAUGGAGGUCCGACGUUUAUUUAUAGAAUUAUACGAUGAUCUGACAUGCAUUGCUCAGGUUCCAUUACUCUGUUUGCAUUUUAACAAUAGUAUACCCCUUUUUAUGCCCCCGGCAUCUGCUGAUGCGGGAGGCAUCUAGUGAUUUACUAGAAUGACUUGAUACUAAUGCAGAUGUAACCUAUGACCAUUCCUCAUCUUCAGACAUCACCUGACCUCAGUUUGACCUUGACCUCAUUUUGGACUUCGGUUGCUUUAUAUGGGCUACCUCUUGGUUAAGCAAAUGGGACCAUUUUGUCUAGCAUCAAUUCCCCUUACUAGAAUGAUUUGAUACUAAUGCAGAUGUAACCUGUGACCAUUCCUCAUCUUCAGACAUCACCUGACCUCAGUUUGACCUUGAACUUGACCUCGUUCUGGUCUUGGGUUGCUUUGUAUUGACAAGGAUGCCACCGGGGUCAUCGAGCGUUUAUUGAACGCAGCUUCUUGUUUGACUUCUGUUUUCAUCAAUUUCAUUUUCUUUAGUGAUAUGACUUUUGAAUAGUCGAGCAUUGCUGUCCUAUGACAGCACUUGUCUUUUUCAUUUUCUCUGUUAUCAUAUUUUAUUUAUAAUGUUUAAAACUGUUGAAAGAAUCUCACAAAGAUACCAAAAAAGGCUAAAAAAAAUAUGUUUUUCAUUUCAGCCUAGUUUUUGUAAAUUAAUUAUAGUAUGAUGGAAUUGUUAUAAACCUUGUAUGUAUGUGUCUUUAUAAUCAGUAAAUCAUUUAUUGUAGUUUGA
Mercenaria mercenaria is the source of this 9742-nucleotide messenger RNA. RefSeq lists its product as uncharacterized. The transcript is spliced from 4 exons. NCBI's taxonomy places the organism in Eukaryota, Metazoa, Mollusca, Bivalvia, Venerida, Veneridae. The record is from RefSeq and is a predicted model, not a curated record. The coding region runs from base 106 to 1107 and encodes 333 amino acids.